AGAAGGAAGAAGGCUGGUGAUGUUUUCCUUCACAGUCCCUUGGUGCCCUCAAGCAGCGUGCCAGCGCUAUGCACCCGGCAGCCGGCAGCUUUGCCCCGGACGAGGACCCCCUGAUUGAGGAGCCCUUGGUGAACAGAUACAGCCGGCAAAAGCCAAAUGACCGCUUACAUGGGGCCUACAUUAUUUUUUUCCUGCUGGGCAUUGGGUCCCUGCUGCCCUGGAAUUUUUUCAUCACGGCAAAGCACUACUGGACGUACAAGCUGCAAAACUGCUCGGAUCAGGCAGACCCGGCGGGACAGGCAGCGUCAGAUCUGCGGGACUUUUUUGAGAGUUACAUCUCCAUUGCUUCGACUGUGCCCUCGGUGCUGUGCCUGAUCGGAAACUUCUUGCUUGUCAACAAGGUGCCCGCCAGCGUCCGGAUCCUGUCCUCCCUCUUCGUCAUGCUGGCCGUCUUCCUGGUGAUCACGGUGCUGGUGAAGGUCGACACCUCCGCCUGGACCACCUGCUUCUUUGCCCUCACCAUCGGCUGCGUGGCCGUCGUCAGCAGCGCCUCGACCGUCUUCACCAGCAGCAUCUUCGGUCUGAGCAGCCGCUUCCCCAUGAAGAACUUGCAGGCACUCGUCUCAGGUCAGGCCAUGGGGGGUACGAUCAGCGCCGUCGCCUCCGUGAUAGACCUGGCGGCAGCGGCCGACGUUACGGACAGCGCCCUGGCCUACUUCCUCACCGCCGACAUCUUCAUCGUCAUCUGCAUCAUGGUGUACCUCCUCCUUCCCAGGCUGGAGUACUCCAGGUAUUACAUGAGCAGCCAGGAGGAGAGCCCGUCUCUGGCCACCGUGCCACCCGACAGCUCCGCGGAGGACGAGGCAGAGCCAGGAGGCACCACAAAUACCUCCUUCCUCACAAAAAGCACUAGCAUCCCCCCACUCCGCCCCAUCCUGCAGAAGACCGCCCUCCUUGGCUUCUGCCUCUUCUACGUCUUCUUCAUCUCCAUCAUCAUCUUCCCUUCUCUCUCCUCCAACAUCGACUCGGUCAGCAAGUCCUUGGGAAGCCCGUGGAGCACCAAGUACUUUGCGCCGCUCACCAGUUUCCUCCUGUACAACUUCGCUGACUGGUGCGGGAGGCAGAUCACCGCCUGGAUCCAGGUGCCCGGCCCCAAGAGCAAGCUGCUGCCUGCCCUCGUCCUCCUCAGGACCAUCUUCCUCCCUCUCUUCAUCCUCAGCAACUACCAACCCCGGGCUCACAUCCGGAUGGUGGUCUUCAACCGAGACGUCUACCCGGUGGUCUUCACGGCACUGUUGGGACUGAGCAAUGGCUACCUGGGGACGCUGGUCAUCGUCUACGGCCCCAAGAUCGUGCCGAAAGAGCUGGCCGAGGCGGCGGGGGUGGUGAUGACGUUUUACCUCAUGCUGGGGCUGGCUGUGGGGUCCGCCUGCUCCGUUCUUGUUGUCCACCUCGUUUAGAGGAGCAGCCGGGGGGGGAUGCCCUCGUUUUGCGGUGCUGCUGUCGGGUAUUUAGGGUUUUUUUUUCCCCCAAAAGCCAGGCAUGCCGCGGUUUUGGGGCAGGCUGCCUGUCUUGGGUGGGGUGGGUGCAUCCAGGGGGAAAGUCCUCCUUCUGGGAAGGGGUAUCCCCUGUGCUUGGGAGGUCCGGUCGGAUAUUUGUCGCUCCCCGGCUCGACCAGAGCAAACGGACCAAAAAAGCCUCAUCCUCCCCAGGGAGCUCAGGGAAGCACCGGGGGCACAGGGAAACCUGUCCCUCGCACCAGUGCCAGUGGGCAAGGGUGGCUUGCUGGUGCCACCACGCUAGUUUUAAACUGAAACUCUGGGGCUUUUGAUGGCACCUUGGAUUUUGCUGCCUCCUUGUUACGAACUUAGCCCUGCAGUGUUUUGGUGGUCUUGGGGGGGAUCCCCCUUCAUCAAGCUGUGAUGGCGGUGUUGAGCUAAAGGGGAUCUGAGCCCUGGAGCACCUUCAAGCAAGCUUCGGGAGCGGAUAGCAGCCGCGCCGGGGAGCAGGACACCGUUUCGGGGGAUUUCAUACAUUCAUGCCACAAAAAAGGGAAACCUCUUCACUUGGACUUCGUCUUGCUUUAAUUUUUCCAGAUAAGAUUGAAUUGAGGGAUCAUCCACCUCCCAGCGUGGUGCUGCUAGUGCCAGGGCUGUAUGUCAUGGCCAACCUGAGACCAUUUCUCCUGCUGCGGCCGCAGUGACGGUCGUGGACGCCAACUUACCUGUCUGCAGCUGAACCCCGAGGAAAGCGAAAUGCUAAGUGGUCCUAACCUAAGGUUUUUAAGGUGCCUUUAGUCUGCGUCGAGAAAGGUCUAUAAAAGCCAGGGAGAGGUAUUGGAGAGGCUCUGAUGUGACGUUCACAGCAGAAAGCUGAUUAAUUUAUGUAGACAGGCAGCAUAUGAUCUCCAGAUGUUUUCAGAGGAGUGAGCUACUGUGACACCCAAAAAUAUGGCCCACCCAAAGAGAACUGGCUUUUAAAGUCACUUAAACUUCCCUAUGUAAAUGCAGCCUGGACUAAAUACAAUUACUGUAUUUAUUUUUGCAAAUUGAGUGGCUUUAUGGUCUAGGAGAGGUGAAUUGGUAAGCAAGGAUGUAAUGGUGUAACUUGGCAUUGCAGCUGCUGCCUCAGGGAUGCUAGCUAUGGAAAACACUUCCUUUUAAGACUGGGUUAUUAGCAGAUGCUCUGUUAGUGGGAUGCUCUCUCAGCGUCUCCUGCUUGACCGAGUAGCAGUGAAGCUGCUGGUCUGGGUUGCCAGGCCGUCUCCUUGCUGUGCUGGGUGCGGUGGUUAGCGAGAGGGAGGAUGCAGGGCUGGUGCCUUUCCACCCGCAGCCGCCCUGGCUUUGCUGGGAGAACAGCAGGAUCGACGGUGGUUAUUGCCACGGGGUGACAUGUAGGCUUGGUGGGUCUUUUUUUUUUUUUUUCCAUAUAAAUCCUUUCCAGUGUUUCGUUUGGGCUCGUUGGCAAUACACACGCAGUUUUGCUUUACGGCUGAUUUUUAUUUAAACGUAAAAUCCAGACGCGAGUGGGAAAAUUUACAGGGCGUGGGGUAUCGAGGAGCAGCUUCACGGCACACGACUUUUGCACGUGUGGGCUCUUAAUCCUGUCGCUUCAGUAGGUUUGCAGCCCCUCAGCCCCUGACGCUUGGCCAGGGGCCGCUUUGGCCAGCGUCCCCCCAGGUGAAGGUCCACCUCCGCUUGAAGGGCAGCCCAAGGGCUGAGGGUAGCGAUGCUGGCCGGGUGCUGCUCAUGGCAGGUAAGCGCUACCAUCACCUCCGUGGGUGCUGGAGCAUUGCUUGGAGUUAAUGUGGUAGUCGGUCGUGGCUGAAAAGCCCAAGCCAACCUUGUGUUGGCAACCAAAAUGUCCCUUUGCAGCCUUCGGUGCUUCCCACUUGAGAGCCUGCCGCGUGGUCUGCUCUCCUCAACUCAUCCAUUUUCCCCCGGUCCCAGGUAUGAUGAGAUUCUGCUUGUUGACUGACUGCUUUGCACCUCUACUGAUCCUCUCCCUCAUGUUACAGACCAAAUACCUCUUGAGACAGAACUUAAUUAUCCGGUACCGUUGCUAAUAAAGUUAAUUCUUGAUACUGUGCAA
Gymnogyps californianus (California condor) is the source of this 3591-nucleotide messenger RNA. It is a transcript of the gene SLC29A3, whose product is annotated as solute carrier family 29 member 3. Gene Ontology annotation, biological process: nucleoside transmembrane transport. The record is from RefSeq and is a predicted model, not a curated record. The transcript has 6 exons. Gene Ontology annotation, molecular function: nucleoside transmembrane transporter activity. Bases 69 to 1460 code for a protein of 463 amino acids. Gene Ontology annotation, cellular component: Golgi apparatus; plasma membrane. NCBI's taxonomy places the organism in Eukaryota, Metazoa, Chordata, Aves, Accipitriformes, Cathartidae.